AUAGGCGAGUCUCUGCUUCUACUUCACACGAGUCACGGGAGGGAGGGUGCUGUUGAGAUUGGAGUUCCUGAUAACCCCCCGUGCUUGCAGCCGAAGUGGUGAAAGCCUCUACGUACUGGCUAAUGAUUGGCACGCUUGACAGUGAUUGGCAGGGCUGCCAUGACAACCCUACAACGACAGCGAGAAGACCAAUAGAAAAGCGAAACAAAAUAUUUCAAUGCUACACUCACGGUGGAUUUAGGGGGAGAUAUUAUGAGGCUGGUGUCAUUAGGCGAUAGCUAUUGAAUCAUUCAAUCUGAAUUCGUCGUUCUUUUUUCCUUCGCAAAUUUCAUUCUCUCUCAGGUCAUUUCCAUGGUUUUCAGAUCACCUUUAGAGCUUUAUCCCUCUCAUUUCUUCCUGCCAAACUUUGCUGAUCGCCCUUUGCUCUUGGCGAGCAGCGCGCCCAGCACCAGGUCUCCCGAAGACUUGUCAAUGUUUCAGCUACCGACCUUAAACUUCUCUCCAGAGCAAGUGGCGAGCGUCUGCGAGACGCUGGAGGAGACCGGGGACAUCGAGCGGCUGGGUCGCUUUCUGUGGUCGCUUCCAGUAGCACCAGGCGCUUGCGAGGCGAUCAACAAACAUGAAUCCAUCCUACGUGCCCGAGCUGUGGUUGCCUUUCAUACAGGCAAUUUUCGUGAUCUCUACCACAUUUUGGAAAACCACAAAUUUACCAAGGACUCGCAUGGCAAACUACAGGCGAUGUGGCUAGAGGCUCACUAUCAGGAGGCCGAGAAACUACGCGGGCGUCCCCUAGGACCGGUUGAUAAGUAUAGGGUGCGAAAGAAGUUUCCCCUGCCAAGAACCAUCUGGGACGGUGAGCAGAAGACGCAUUGUUUCAAAGAGAGGACACGGAGUCUCUUACGGGAGUGGUACCUUCAGGACCCCUACCCAAACCCCAGCAAGAAAAGGGAACUGGCACAAGCCACUGGACUCACUCCUACACAGGUCGGAAAUUGGUUUAAAAAUCGGAGGCAACGAGACAGGGCAGCGGCAGCAAAAAACAGGCUCCAGCACCAAGCAAUAGGGCAGAAUGGCAUGCGGUCCCUUUCAGAAUCCGGCUGCACCCCACGCAGUUCGGCGGAGUCGCCAUCAACAGCGGCUAGUCCAACUACCAGUGUCUCGAGUAUUACAGAGCGGGUCGACACUGGCACGUCAAUUCUUUCAGUAACAUCAAGUGACUCGGAAUGCGAUGUAUGAUACGCAAAAUGAGAAAUAUAUACAGGGAAUAUGGACCUGAAUACACUUCAUGAAUUAUCGAGGAAGAUUAAAAAGGACCAGUUGAUAUUACUAUUAUAAAACAAAAAACAAAAGCAUAAAAGCACGUCUUUUUUCAAGCGCUUUCAAUGGAACACACCCACACCUUUCCCCACCCCAUCACUUGCAUGAUAUAUAUAAAUUCUCUCUCUCUCUCUCUCUCUCUCUCUCUCUCUCUCUCUCUCUCUCUAUAUAUAUAUAUAUAUAUAUAUAUAUAUAUAUAUAUAUAUAUAUAUAUCUUUCCCCCCCCCCCCCCUUCUUGUUUUUGUAUACGGGGGAAAUGCCCCACGCUUGUUAUGUCUACCAGGACCACCGCGAAGAGGGAAUUACCAGAAAACGGUGUCCAGCGCUUUUUUUCUGUUUUAGUCUGAGUGACGACGAGCAGCCAGGAUGCAAUCCUCUUUUCCUUUAUGUUCAUCAGACAAUCAUUUGAGUCGUAAGCACCUUUUUACUACACUUCUGUCACUGCCUGUGUGGGGUACUGGUCAAAAUAUGGAAUUAAAUCGUUAUGACUGUUUCAGAAUUUUAUUUUUAUUUCACGAUUUUAUAUUGAAUUAUGUAUAUCUUAAAUAAUGCGACCAUUCUCACAGUCUGUAAUAUAUGUGUAAAAAAUACGCCUGUAAAUAAUAUUGCUCUACCGCCUCCAUUCUCUUUUCUAUCCCUGUUCACUUUUCUUGACUUGGUGUCCCUACAUAAACUAUUCGUCAAAAAGUGACUAUUAAGUGGUCUAGGCGUUUUGUUUCUCUGUUUUUAUGCCAUGAAAGAACGAUUGUGACCAUCAAUUAUCAGUCGAGAUUAAUGCAAAAGAAAAUAUUGAUAUCAUCAUCGACUGAUCAAGUCUAUUUCAUGUUUUCAGUCCAGCGCUUGUAUUUCAAUGUUACUUUCUUGCGUGUUUCUGUUAAUGUAUACGUUUCUAAACUGAAA
Messenger RNA from Myxocyprinus asiaticus (Chinese sucker), 2217 nucleotides. RefSeq names its product SIX homeobox 3a (gene six3a). Gene Ontology annotation, biological process: eye development; regulation of transcription by RNA polymerase II; brain development. Gene Ontology annotation, cellular component: transcription regulator complex; nucleus. Bases 352 to 1236 code for a protein of 294 amino acids. The record is from RefSeq and is a predicted model, not a curated record. NCBI's taxonomy places the organism in Eukaryota, Metazoa, Chordata, Actinopteri, Cypriniformes, Catostomidae. The transcript has 2 exons. Gene Ontology annotation, molecular function: DNA-binding transcription factor activity, RNA polymerase II-specific; RNA polymerase II cis-regulatory region sequence-specific DNA binding.